This is a messenger RNA of Wallemia ichthyophaga EXF-994, 1914 nucleotides long. RefSeq names its product Serine/threonine-protein phosphatase 2A 56 kDa regulatory subunit delta isoform. NCBI's taxonomy places the organism in Eukaryota, Fungi, Basidiomycota, Wallemiomycetes, Wallemiales, Wallemiaceae. Gene Ontology annotation, molecular function: protein phosphatase regulator activity. Gene Ontology annotation, cellular component: protein phosphatase type 2A complex. The transcript has 4 exons. The record is from RefSeq and is a predicted model, not a curated record. Bases 1 to 1914 code for a protein of 637 amino acids. Gene Ontology annotation, biological process: signal transduction.
AUGAAAUCUCUAAAGAAGCUUGGAUUAUCAAAGUCUAAAUCGAGCAGCAGCAACUCAAGCCAACCUAAAAAGCCUGAAGCUAACAAUCCAGGCAUAUUGGUCACAACUGAGCACCCACAAGACCCAAUACCUCGUCCACAGCACGGAAACCUCGAUUCAACUCCCCCAAAGACUUCUAGAAUGCAGUCUAAGCAGCAUUCUCCAAAGGAUACUAUCCCAAUCACUGGAAAGCCUCCGAAGAAACAGAGAUCCUCUAGGUUCCAUGUCAGCCAUCCACAAAAAUUAGAGCCGUUGCCUGCAUUUUUAGACGUUCCUGUACAGGAUAGGUCCGCGCUGUUUAUGAAGAAGUUACACCAAGCUUCUGUCAUUUUUGAUUUCAACGAUGCUUCCUCGGACUUGGAAGGAAAGCAAGUUAAAGCAGGUGCUCUACAUGAAAUGCUCGAAUACGUGACAAGGCACAGAAACGUCAUCACUGAGCCUAUUUAUCCAGAAAUGGUUCACAUGUUCGCUUGCAAUUUGUUCAGGUCCAUACCUCCUCCUGUCAACCCAACUGGAGACGCUUUCGAUCCAGAAGAAGAUGAGCCUAUCUGCGAGCUCGCUUGGCCUCAUUUACAAGUAGUAUAUGAAUUAUUCCUGCGAUUCGUCGAGUCCCCUGAUUUCAAUACUAAUAUCGCCAAGCGCUAUAUCGAUCAACUAUUCGUUUUGCAAUUGUUGGAAUUGUUCGAUAGCGAGGAUCCUAGAGAGCGCGACUUCUUGAAAACUACAUUACAUAGAAUAUACGGCAAAUUCUUAAACCUGCGAGCUUUCAUUAGACGGUCUAUCAACAAUGUCUUUUUCCACUUCAUUUAUGAAACAGAGAGACACAAUGGUAUUGCAGAGUUGUUGGAAAUUUUGGGAUCUAUCAUCAAUGGUUUCGCAUUGCCGUUGAAGGAGGAACACAAGACAUUCCUUACAAGAGUACUCAUUCCACUUCACAAAGUCAGAUCACUCAGUUUGUAUCACCCUCAAUUGGCAUACUGUGUUGUGCAGUUCUUGGAGAAAGACAGCACUCUCACAGAAGAAGUUAUACUCGGUUUGUUGAGAUACUGGCCAAGAGUCAAUUCGCAAAAAGAGGUCAUGUUCUUAAAUGAAGUCGAAGAGAUACUAGACGUAAUAGAGCCCGCGCAAUUCCAGAGAAUUAUGGUCGCAGAACGCGCUUUAUACUAUUGGAACAACGACUAUAUAGUCAACCUAAUGUCAAACAAUCUUUCAACUAUAUUACCUUUAGUUUUCUCAUCAUUAUACCAAAAUUCUAAAAUACACUGGAAUAGAACCAUUCAUAACAUGGUUUACAACGCAUUAAAACUAUUCAUGGAUAUGAACCCUCCUCUCUUCGAUGAAUGUACAUCAAACUACAAACCACAGAGACAAUUUGAAAAGGAGAAGACGUUAGAGCGUCAACAGGGUUGGGAAAAUGUCAGACAGAAAGCUAUAGAAAAUAGAGGCGAUAAAGGCCCGUUACCUGAAUCACUGAAGGCACCACAGCAAUACAUCUCACCGGAGUCAGUCGCAGCUGUCGAAGCAGACCAGUUGAUAGAUUAUUUACCUGCUGCGUUGGCUGAAGUCAGUUUACAAGGACAAGAAGGUGAAUUUGAUUUGAUGGAGGGUGAAGAGGGUGAUAGUAUGAUUAGUGAGGAUCAACAAGCACAAAUGCAAAUGCGGUCACAGUUGAAUAAUGAAGAGGAGGAGUAUGAAGAAGGAGGAAAUAUACCUGCAGAUUUGAUACCUGCAGAGGCAAUAGUGACAAACGCGAACGAUGAAAAUUCAUCCGAUGUGAAAAGAAAGUCUCAGUUGCCGGUCAACAAAGGAUCUGUGGAUGAAGUUUCCGAUCAUCGCAGUGCGAGUGAUUUAGUUGAUAAGCCUUCUCAAGAAUGA